AUGCUCAGGCCCAAGCUUACUUACCCACAUCAAUCGUCCAGCGAUCCUCCAUCCUUGCUAUCCUCCUCGGAACUCCGGGACCUAACUCUCGCUCCAUCUGCCAUACGAUCUGCCAAGAUCACCAUAAUCCACCCACAACUACGAGAUCUCAUCUUACCGCUUGAACGAGGUCGGGUAUUGUACCCUAGGGGAACAACGAUUGAAGAGCAGAGAUGGCUGCCUGCAGUAGGUGAGGAUGAGGAGGGGGAAGAGGGUAUGGUCAAAAGGGGUAUCACUGGAAGCACAAGACCUUUGAUUAAUCUCGAUUUCGUACCCAACUGCCUGACCGCUAGCUCAUCCAUAUUCGCAUGUGGUGGUCAGCAUGGUGAACUAUACGUAUGCGAUCUGCCUCAACCUUCUCAAAAUCCAUUGACCAGCAAAUACAUCUCUUCGGCACCCAAGAUCAAGCCUUUCGUCAUCAAAACGAUACUAUCGGGACGAUCGAUCAACAACUCCAUCAUCAUACCACCGACAUGGCCGAACCAAUGGUCCAAAGUAUCCGAAGAGAAGAGAUUGGGAUACGCGAAUCGCGGUUCCAGGAAAUGGGAAGAAUUGGGCAGAUACGAUGAAGAAGUGUUGUUGGGGAAAACCGAAAAUGGCCAAUGGGUGACCAGACGACCAUCCCCAAUCCAUUCCGAGGAUGAAGAUGAAGCUAUGGAGGUCUCUGACGACUCGGACGAAGGUGAAGGAGACGAAGAUAUAGAUAUCAUGUCUGAUGAUACCGAUGAAGAGGAGGGUUACGAAGUGUCAGCGACCUCUCCGAUAUCAGAUGCGUCAGUCGCUACAUACCCCAACACCGUUCCCUUCUUACAUGCGCCCAGAAUCCCGCAUCUACCAAACCCAGCUCAUCAAGCCCACUCCCGACCAGCUUCAACUUCUUCAAGACGGACAACGUCUGUCACCGAUGAACCGCGAAUUCUGAUCUCCAAUAAUGACUGUACAGUCAAGAUGUUUUCACUGCAUCAAGUCUCCUCUUCAUCAUCAUCUAGUCAUCCCACCAUCGAAGAGAGAGACCCCAUCUCCGCGCCAUUCUACACGCAAGGUAGAGAACCAUUCUCAUCUACACGUGCCGAGCAACGCGAUCGACUCGCUAAUAGAGAUCGUCUAUCUUCAAGACCGUUGGACAGGUUAGGUCUGGGUGCACCUAGAAGUUCAACCUCAAGAAAUGGUACUGCAUUCGAAUGGAGCUCCGUCCCUUUGGAUAGAAAUGAAUUUGUCAGACAGUAUCUACCUGACCCACACGUCACGCCCUUCACCCUGGCAGAGCGAGAGACCUUGUCUUUACAGAGAGACCUGAGAAGGGCUUCGGAAGGUUUGCGCGCUGAGCAUGAUUCCCUGAGACGAAGUCGGGAGGAUUUUGAAAGGAUCAUAGGAAUGAGAAUUGAUGCGAACCGGGCAAAUGGUACUUCUAGCAGGAACAACAGUGGUAACGGAAAUGAGGAGAGGGAGGAAAGAAAGCUAAACAAAGUAGGAGGGACUAGGUUCAAGGUGGCCACGAACCAUUCCUCGCUUUCACCUGAUCUAAGAACGAUGGUAUCUGUUGGCGACUCUACGGAAGUCAGUAUAUUCGAGGUGAUUGACGGGGGACGAGAGUUCAGGAAAAUCGCUGUAUAUGAUGCUGCAACCGACGCCGGUUUCUCCACUGCCUGGAGCAAAGAUGGUAGAAAGUUCGCUGUAGCUAGUCAAGACGGCCAAGUGACAGUAUGGGACCAUCGAUCGUCCAAGCCAUUGGCGAUCUUCCACACCUCCGACAACGCAACCUCGCUGUCGGAACAACCAUCGUUCAUGAACGAUAUUUCAGCUUCUCAUCUUUCGUCUUCCCCUUCUUCUCCCACUUCCUCAGGUGGAUGGAAUGUGGUUGGACCCGAAGGUAUAGUCUUACGAGACCCGAUCACUGGAACACCAAGAACGGGAACUAGUACAUCUGGCAAAGAAGCUGCUCGAGUGGUCAAAUUUACUCCAGAGGGCAGCAAUAGGGAUUUAAUGGUAUUUUCGGAGGAGAACUCCAAUGUCCAUCUCAUUGACGCUCAAACAUUCCACACUCACGUCGUCAUACCCGUCCCGCACAUCCCUUCCGGUACAGCAGACCCUGGAGCGUCGACCAAGCCCAGACAAGGUGUCGAGAAUGGUACGUGGGGUAUAGCAGGUGUAGGGUUUGACCCAAUCGGGGAUUGGUUGUACAGUGGUACCGAGAGAACAGUUGUUGAGUGGGACCUGCGAAGAGGGUGUGGCGGUGGAGGGGGAGUUUGGGGACUUGCUUAA
Kwoniella botswanensis is the source of this 2301-nucleotide messenger RNA. RefSeq lists its product as uncharacterized. The transcript has 8 exons. Gene Ontology annotation, molecular function: protein binding. The record is from RefSeq and is a predicted model, not a curated record. Bases 1 to 2301 code for a protein of 766 amino acids. NCBI's taxonomy places the organism in Eukaryota, Fungi, Basidiomycota, Tremellomycetes, Tremellales, Cryptococcaceae.